AUGCCCAAGCCCAGAACCAAGAGGCCCCACCUGUGGGCCCUGGAGCUGUAGGCCUCGCUCACUGCCCUGCAUUUCAACCUCCAGGGGCUGUGUGGUCUGGUGCCCCAAGGUGCACUGCCUGAGAGGUGCCCUAUUGUGACCUAUAGCACUGGCAGCAGACAUACUUGGGUGCACUGGCAGGUAGAGGUGGGCGCACAGAGGCCCACGGACUUCACUUGAGCAUUGGCCCUGCUGCAGCUGAGCACAGCCCUGGAGCACCUGGAGGCCUGCGCAUCCCUAGUGAAGUUGUGGCCGGAAAACCUGUCCGCACUGCAGGUGCUGCUCUGGGGACCCGAGCCAGAGCUGCAUAGCCGCAGAGCACCGCUGGGUCCUGGCUGA
This is a messenger RNA of Molossus molossus (Pallas's mastiff bat), 378 nucleotides long. It is a transcript of the gene PEAK3, whose product is annotated as PEAK family member 3. The record is from RefSeq and is a predicted model, not a curated record. NCBI's taxonomy places the organism in Eukaryota, Metazoa, Chordata, Mammalia, Chiroptera, Molossidae.